Penicillium waksmanii is the source of this 231-nucleotide messenger RNA. RefSeq lists its product as uncharacterized. Gene Ontology annotation, molecular function: chitin binding. The coding region runs from base 1 to 231 and encodes 76 amino acids. Lineage: Eukaryota; Fungi; Ascomycota; Eurotiomycetes; Eurotiales; Aspergillaceae. The transcript is spliced from 2 exons. The record is from RefSeq and is a predicted model, not a curated record.
AUGCAGAAAGGUGCAAAUAUCUGCCUGAGUGAAAGCACCCCUCCGUUCCCAUCUUCAACAGACGACGCGCUUUGCGGCCCUCAGUUUAAAGGAACUGUGGAGCCUAAGGACAUGCCAUACACCAACUGGACCAACCUGAAUCCAUGCCCUCUUAAUGCCUGCUGCGACAAAUGGGGCCAAUGUGGUGUGACCGUUGAGUUUUGUGAACAGGCUAAUUCUACAACAUGGUAA